Acanthopagrus latus (yellowfin seabream) is the source of this 2982-nucleotide messenger RNA. Its product is annotated as receptor-type tyrosine-protein phosphatase V-like. NCBI's taxonomy places the organism in Eukaryota, Metazoa, Chordata, Actinopteri, Spariformes, Sparidae. The transcript has 10 exons. Gene Ontology annotation, molecular function: protein tyrosine phosphatase activity. Bases 104 to 1213 code for a protein of 369 amino acids. The record is from RefSeq and is a predicted model, not a curated record. Gene Ontology annotation, biological process: protein dephosphorylation.
GGCAGCAUUUGGUGUCUUUUUCACAGAACCAGCACUGAAAUCUUCAUUCAACACGCUUCGCUACAUUUCCACUCUAUGUAAGAGAUUGACUGCAAGGAAAGCCAUGAGGGUGCAAACCUUCUCCAGGACGCAACUUCUCGAGGAGUUUCGCUCUCGCUGCCAGGAGCUCGCAGCAGAUAACAGCCGGGGCUUUAAACAGGAGUUUGAGGAGCUAAAUGAAGUUGGCAAAGACCUCCCGACCAGGGCGGGAGACACGGAGGCCAACAGAGAGAAGAACAGAUACCCCUACAUACUGCCCUAUGACCACUGUCGCGUGAGGCUGUCGGUUCAAAACGCCAACCCACACAGCGACUACAUCAACGCAAAUUUUGUGCCUGGCGGAGGAUCAGAGAGGGACUUCAUCUGCACCCAGGCUCCGAUGCAUAACACCAUGGCUGACUUCUGGAGGAUGGUGUGGGAGCAGAACGUCAGGAUAAUCGUCAUGGUGACAGCGCUGAGACACAAGGACAUAGUGCUGUGUGAUAAGUACUGGCCUCUGGAUCCAGGAUCAGUUUAUCAUGGACUGAUCCAAGUGACAACGGUGACCCGUAAACAAGGCCCAGAUUAUUUUGUCUCCACCAUUAACCUCAGAAAGAGAGACUGUCCGACAGACAGGAUAAUAACACACUACUACUACCCUUCCUGGCCAGAUCAGGGCAUCCCUAAAGACGCAUCACUCUGUGCCUUCACUGAGCAUGUGCGGCAGAAUUUGGAAGCCACCCCCCGUCUGGGGCCGGCUGUGGUGCACUGCAGUGCAGGUGUCGGGCGUUCUGGGACAUUUGUGACGUUGUUGUGGAUGAUGCAGCUGUGUGUGAGGGGCAUCCGGCCUGAUGUCCGGGCAGCUGUGGAGGAUCUACGGCUACAUCGAAUGUGGACGGUCCAGAAUCGGGACCAGUACAUAUUUGUUCAUCGGUGUCUGCUGCACUGGCUCAGUGAAAGAGCCUCGGCAGGCCCACAGACUCCCGGAGCCAGUUCAAACGCUAACCAACGCAAUCAGGGUCGACCCCACAGCUCCUCGGCACGGGAGCACCGAGAAGGGAGAAGGAGGCAACACCGGCGUCGAGCGUCGGAGCAACCACAGAACUCGGUGCAGCAGAUGCUGAACCCUGGAAACAUACUGAGGAGGAUACUGCCUUCUUCCUCACUGUUUAAAUCAGGCUCACACACUUCCUGAGCUCACAUUCUGUAUAGCUGAUACAAAAAAAAACAAAAAACAAAAAAACACAAGCAUGGAGACAUGGCUGGAAUAUAAAAAAGCCCUUGAAGGAGGAAGGAGGAAAAAAGACUGGAGAAAUAACAUGGUGCGUGCUUUCUGAUGCCAGGCCCCGCAGGAGGAAAACUGGCCUGACAACAUGCAAAUAAGUGCUGGCGGAGAAAACACAGACGCUGCAGAUUGUAUUGUCACCAGAAGGGAGAAAUUAAGGAGAGAACCAGCCGUUCGGGUCAAACCUGUUCCUCUGCUGUGGAUUACUGAGCGUGACAUUCAUGAGAACAAUUCCACCUGUGCAUGCCAUUAAAUACAGAGGGUUAGGUCACAUAAAACAGAAAACACUCAUGUUAACCCAAACUGUCUAUUUGUAAAGCUACCAAAAAAAAUGUAGUCAUUGUUUUUGUAUGUUUGUUUUGCCCCAUUACUGAUGAAGUGAUGCUGUGAGAUGACUUUUAUUAAGGUUUUCUUUUCCCUUGAAAAAUCAUUGUGCAUCAUUUUAUAUCACACAAUGCAGGCUAUCAGUGCUUAAAGGAUAAGUUCAACUUAGAAAUUAAAAAAAAAAAAUCAGUCUUAUCUACUCAACCUCGUGCUGAUGGAGAGUCAGGUGAAGUUUCUUUCUUUCUUUUUUUUUUUUAAACAAUUUAACACAAGUCACCAUCUACCUCAGUUGUGCUGCAGAAAUGUUUUGUGGACUACGACACGUCACCUGACUUUCCACCGGCGUGACAGUGAGUACAUAACGACAAAAUUCUCCUUUUUCUGUGAACUUAUCCUUUAAGGAUGCAUGUGCAGAAAGGCAGACACAUGGUAUAGUGGCUGUACAAAAAAGGUCAUGUUUCAAAAACACACAGGCACUGCCAUUCUCCUUAGAUGACUGAACCCAUUACAGUACAUGAAGGAGCUAUGAGUAUUAUACAUUAUAGAACAUUAAGGGCUAACCCACUUUUUUUUCCUUUUUUUUAGCGUCUUUCAUCUGUCAUGUAAUAAACACGUAUCAUACAAUAGAUUCCUCUUCGGGGUGAGUUUUGGGGGCGGACAAAAGAGAAAAAGGAGGAUCCAGCAGAAGUCAGCAUCCUUUGCCCUCUCCUCUGCAAGUGCUAGUGGCUGCAGGUUGAGUGGCGACACUGUAUUGCAAUAAAAAGUCCAUGUCCUGAUGCGAUUCAAUGCUGCUGAGGGGCGCUACAGCCCAGGCAGCUUUCACUAACAAGCAGGAUCGGUGAGUUCACUUGUGAACUUGGCUCAAGACAGAUGACAGUGGAACGCAAAGAAAGAGGGAGAUUUCACACAAGUUGAAAUGAGCUCUUAGCCUAAGUUUGGCUAACUGAUGCCGUCUUAAUACCACUGAGGUAUAUUCUAUGUGAGACAUUACCUUGAACAAGGCGGAUGAGGGUAAAGAAGAGUGACGAAGAGGGAUGCCUAUGUAAAAGCAGCAUAGCGCAGGCCAACCCCCUGUGAAAAUAUAUAUGAAAUAUAUUACAGAUUAAAACCAAAAAGGGAAAAAGAAAUUUAACAAUUAUUCCAGACUAUUGGUGAGGAAGACCAACAGUUAAAAUAACAUUUAAAUUAAGAGUUCCGGUCCAAUAAAAUGAUUAGACACUACAUCCUUUGGCCAAACAAAACAAAGAAAAGAACAGGUGGUGAGGUUGACAGAUUGCCUCAAUAAGACAAAUUAUCAUCUGUACUGGCUGUAUGUGUAUGUACAGUCUUUGUGUGUAAGAUAUGCUGACACAUAA